Plectropomus leopardus (leopard coralgrouper) is the source of this 789-nucleotide messenger RNA. The record is from RefSeq and is a predicted model, not a curated record. NCBI's taxonomy places the organism in Eukaryota, Metazoa, Chordata, Actinopteri, Perciformes, Serranidae.
AUGGUCCUAUGCUUUAUCUCUCCAGGGUCUUGGAAGAAGAGGAAAAGUGAUGAACUCCGAAUCAUUUUGGUGGGGAAGACAGGAGCAGGGAAGAGUGCAGCAGGAAACACCAUCCUGGGGAGAGAAGCAUUCCAGUCUGAACUGUCCUCUGCUUCCUGGACAUAUCAGUGCAAGAGAGAGGAGGGAGUGGUUAGCGGCCAAAAGGUUGCCAUCAUUGACACUCCGGGGCUGUUUGACACUAAUUUUACCCAAGAAGAAGUGCUGAAGAAGAUCAAGAUGUGCAUCUCUCUGUCUGCUCCUGGUCCUCAUGCCUUCCUGGUAGUUCUUAAGCUGGGCAGGUUCACGCAGGAGGAGAAGGAAACCAUCAAAAUGAUUCAGAGUACCUUUGGUGAGGAGGCAGCCAAAUACUCCCUCGUGUUGUUCACACAUGGAGACUUUCUAAAGAGACAAACUAUUGAAGGCUUUCUUUCAAAGAGUGAAGAACUCAGAGAGCUCAUAGACUCAUGCUACGGGAGAUAUCAUGUCUUUAACAACCAAGUAACAGACCCGGUGCAGACCAGUCAGCUGCUGGAGAAAAUUGUCAGGAUGACAGCAGAGAAUGGUGGAGGGCACUACACAGUAAAGAUGUUCAGAAAAGCAGAAAAGGCAGUAAAGAAAGAGGAGCAAAGAGUUUCGAAGGAGCUGAAAGCAGCAGAGCGGCAGAGGAGGAAAACCAUAAAGGCUGAAAUUGAGAGAGAAAUUCAUUUAACAAGAACGUCGAUGAAACAGGACAAAUGUGUUCUGCAGUAG